This is a messenger RNA of Aphidius gifuensis, 603 nucleotides long. Its product is annotated as zinc finger HIT domain-containing protein 3. NCBI's taxonomy places the organism in Eukaryota, Metazoa, Arthropoda, Insecta, Hymenoptera, Braconidae. Gene Ontology annotation, molecular function: protein binding. The transcript is spliced from 2 exons. The coding region runs from base 88 to 486 and encodes 132 amino acids. The record is from RefSeq and is a predicted model, not a curated record.
ACAAAAAUAUAAAAAAAAAAAAAACAUUUAAAUAAAUAAAUUAAACAAAAGAAAAAUAUUGUUAUAAAUAUUGUAAUUUUUUUAAUAAUGAAAAUUUGCAGUGUGUGUGAGACUAAUAAUGCUCUCUAUAAAUGUCCAGCAUGUAAAACACCUUAUUGCUCAAUUGAAUGCUGUAAAAAUCAUAAAUUAAAUAAAUGUGAAACAUCAAUAGCUGAUGAUAAAAAUAAUAACUCAACAGAUGAAUCUUUGGAAAAAAAAUUUGAGUAUAAUUUUCCAACAGAAGACACAGUUCCUCUAGAUAAACUUGAACUUUUACGUAGCAAUGAUGAUGUCAAGCAGUGUCUUGCAAAUCCUCAUGUUAGAGAUAUCAUUAAAGAAAUAUUAACAUCACCAGAUCAAAUGACUGCCAUUGGAAAUGCUAUAAGAGAGCCUAUUUUUGAUGAACUUGUUGGUGCUUGUUUACGACUUGUCGAGAAAAAAGAAUAAUUAAUUUAUCUGUAAUAUAUUUUUAAUCAUUUCAUAAAUAAUAACAAGUUGAUGUUAAUAAAACUUUUAAUGUAAUUUAUUGUUUAACAAGUGCCAUGAUGGGUGAUAGAAAUUAUG